Molecule: messenger RNA, 2895 nt
Organism: Triticum aestivum (bread wheat)
Lineage: Eukaryota; Viridiplantae; Streptophyta; Magnoliopsida; Poales; Poaceae
Product: disease resistance protein RGA5-like
Exons: 7
Coding region: 1-2895 (964 amino acids)
Biological process (GO): defense response to other organism
Molecular function (GO): ADP binding
Source: RefSeq, a predicted model, not a curated record
AUGCAGGUUGCGGCUGGGGCGCUGAGCCCCCCACUCCGUAAGCUCGGCGACCUCCUCAUGGACGAAUUCACCCUCAGCAACCGCGUGAAGAAGGACGUCAAGUCCCUCCGCACCCAGCUGGAGAUGAUGUAUGUCUUCCUCCACAAGGUCGGCGACAUGCCGGCGGAGCAGCUGGACCCGCAAGUCCGAAUCUGGGCGGACAAGGUCCGGGAGCUCUCCUACAACAUGGAGGACGCUGUGGAUGCGUACAUGGUCCACCUCUACGACGGCGUCCAUGGUGAACUCAGCCCCAACAACAUGAAGAACAUAGUCAAUAAGUUCAUCAAGCGGACCAAGAAGCUUUUCAGCAAGGGCAUGGCUCUCCAUCAGAUCUCUGGCGCCGUCAGAGAUGCGAAGGAGCUCGCCAAGGAGCUCGGCGGGCUCCGUCAAAGGUACGCACUUGAGGCCCGCGCCUAUGGUGCCUGUAAUAUCGUUGAUCCUCGCAUGAAGGCUGUGUACAAAGAUAUCACAGAGCUCCUGGGCAUCGAGGAGACAUGGGAUGAGCUGAUUGAGAAGCUAAUUGAUGGAGAUGGGAUGUCAAGGCAGCAAUUCAAGACGUUGUCUAUCGUUGGAUUUGGAGGAUUGGGCAAGACAACACUUAGCAAAGCGGUGUACGACAAGAUCAUAGCGCAAUUUGAUUGUGGAGCGUUUUGUUCAGUCUCUCGGAAUCCUAAUAUGACAAAUAUUUUCAAGAAGAUGUUGUACGUACUUGAUAGGAUUAUGUUUGCGCACAUCAAUGAGGCUGUAAGGGACAAUCAACAACUCAUCGAUGAGCUGAGAGCAUUUCUUCACGAUAAGAGGUACUUAAUCGUGAUUGAUGAUAUAUGGAGUGAAGAUGCAUGGGAAAUUAUCAAGUGUGCUUUCUCUAAGAUGUCUCUAAAGCAUGCAUGUUGCCCAUCUAGUGGUGGUAUUAUUCAUAAUAUUAAAUCCCUUGAUGAUGGUGACUCCAGAAGACUCUUCAACAAAAGAAUAUUCUCCCAAGGAAAAGGCAGUACUGCAAAGGACAUGCAGAGGAUACUAUCAUUUAGUUAUUAUGAUCUACCUUCCCACCUAAAGACUUGUUUGUUAUAUCUCGGUCUAUUCCCAGAAGAUCAUGACAUAAGAAGAGACCGGUUGAUAUGGAGGUGGAUAGCUGAAGGCUUUAUCCAAGCUGGAGAAGAAGAAAUUAGACUAUUUGAGCUCGGAGAGAGAUAUUUCAAUGAGUUGAUAAACAUAAACUUGAUUCAACCAAUAUAUGUUGAUGUUGAAUAUAGGUCGGAAGGUUGCCGCGUACAUGAUAUGGUACUUGAUCUGAUAUGUUCUCUGUCUAGUGGAGAAAACUUUGUUACUAUAUUGGAUGGUACUAAGCAAAGCAGAAGUAAUUCGGAUAGCAUGGUUCGCAGGCUAUCCUUUCAGAAUAGCAUGUCAGAGCUCACGACCCAUCGGAUCAACGCCACAAGUAUGUCAAAGUUGAGGUCUGUUACUCUCUUUAGAACUGAUGUUAAUCUGAUUCAGACUCUUUCAAACUUCCAACUUUUGCGUAUAUUGGAUCUAGAAGGUUGUGAUCUUAGGGAAAGUAGUCACAUAUGCGUUGAGAAUUUAUUACAUCUGAGGUACCUAGGGUUACUGGAUACAUAUGUUGGUGUUCUCCCCAUGAAAAUAGGAAAGCUUCAUUUUUUGCAAACAUUGGACUUAAGAAUACAUGGAUUUGAUGAGGUUCCACCAGGUGUUGCUCGGUUAAGACAUUUGAUGUGCCUAUAUGUUUACACAAAUAUUGCAUUGCCAGUUGGGAUAGGGAACUUGGUGUCCUUAGAACAGCUGAAUACCGUGUGUGUGGGUGGUAAUGAUGCUAUUGAGAAGGAGCUAGGGAAGCUGAUGGAGCUGAGGGUACUUGGACUUUUCUGGAAGGGAGGCAACGAGAGUGUGUGUGAUUCUUUGUUGAUAUCCCUCGCCAAUCUGCGGAAAUUGCACAGAGUGGAUAGAGUGAGGCCAGAGGUCGACAUUCAGAUCCUUGGGAAUUUUCCUGCUCUUCGCUCCCUCCGUGUGAGAACCACCAGAGCCCAAUCCACUCCUAUCCAAAGGUUCAUCAUUGGCGCGGAUACAUUCCCUUGCCUGAGAGAUUGUGGAUUCUAUUGUUUUCAGACGGGGCCAUCUAUGUUUCCACGAGGAUCUAUGCCCCGGCUGAAAUCCUUUAACUUCUUUGCCCGAGCGUCUCACCUCGUUGAUGGUGACAUGAACAUCGACAUGCGACACCUUCCUUUUCUCCAAAAAGUCACGGUUUGUCUUUUGUUUAAGGAAAACUGCUUGGCAGCAGUGCAAAAAGCGGUUGAUAUGCUGGAGCUCGCAUUGGAUGCCCAUCCCAACCGUACCAACUUUCAUUGGAGUGAGGCUCCCAAGGAGAAGGAGACCCAUCCAAUCUUGGCAAACAGCCCGCUCCAGGCAAGAAAUUGUGUGAAUGUUGGAGUCGACGGCGCGCUGGUGCCUGCUAGCUUCGCUGGCCGCCUCGUCCAGGCUGAACGAGCGAGCUGCCGGCGGCCCGGCCGCCUGCCUCCCCCAGCCGCGUGCCUCUCCCGGCCCCCGUUGCUCUGCCUGGCUGCCCCCGGGCCCUCCUCUGACUGGCCGCCUCCGGCCACCCCUCAGCCCGGCCGCCCCCGGCACCUCCUCCGUCGGGCUGCCCCCGGCCCCUCCUCUGCUCAGGCCGCCCCUGGCCCCUCCUCAUCGAUCUCCCGCAGCCGAGUCCAUGCUCGCUCGUUUGCUGCUGUUUUCCCGAUCCAGAUCGGGUCCUCUCUGAACGUUGACCAAAAAAAAGAAGAGAAAAGAGGCAGAGAUUCCUCAUGUCUUCUUCGGGCUAUAUUGCUGUUCCUCGGUGCUCAGUGA